Leptopilina heterotoma is the source of this 3492-nucleotide messenger RNA. It is a transcript of the gene yata, whose product is annotated as N-terminal kinase-like protein. Gene Ontology annotation, biological process: protein phosphorylation. The transcript is spliced from 12 exons. The record is from RefSeq and is a predicted model, not a curated record. Gene Ontology annotation, molecular function: protein kinase activity; ATP binding. NCBI's taxonomy places the organism in Eukaryota, Metazoa, Arthropoda, Insecta, Hymenoptera, Figitidae. The coding region runs from base 651 to 2975 and encodes 774 amino acids.
CAGUGACUCUCAAUCAUUUGGAGAAGACACUUGUCAACCUCCAAACAAAGAGAUUUUUUUUUAUUAAAAAAAACUGAAAAAAUGCUCACACGCGAUAUCGUAAGCCGAGUGCCAUUCCUCCCCAGUGUAUUUAUCAGCCACUGAUAAAUCCAAACUUCGUUGAGAAUUCCCGCGAAGUGUCGUGACUUUUAUUUUCAAAACAUAUUCUUUACCACCUUUGAAUGAAUACGUUGUUACCAAGUUGGGAGCCGUUUCAUUCAUUUCUUAAAGUUAAUAACUAAUGAGAAUUUCGCAUUUGAGGUGCUUUUUUAUUAAUAAAUUCUCUAUUUGCCAAUAAAUUUAUUUUUCCUCUUUGAUAAAUAUUUGUACUCAGGAUAUUUUUCGAUGUUUGAUAAUAAUCACGUGACCCGACGACUUAACGUCAGGAAAUUUUAGGCGGUGAAAUUUCGCCAUGCGAGAACUUUUCAAGUGUCAAAAAAACGUCAAAUUGACAUUACUAGACUCAAAAAUAGAGAGUGACGUGUGUGUAAUCGAUGCUUUACUGUCAAUUAUGAUUAUUAGUAAUAGUUGUUAAUUUUUGUGAGGGGAAAUGAAAUUUUCUCUCUUUAUUGAAAUACUAUAGAGAAUUGUUUAAAUAAUAAGAAAUAAGAAUGUGGUCCUUUUUCUCCCGUGACCCUACCAAAGAUUUUCCUUAUGAAAUUGGAGAACCGGUCAGUGGUUUUACGAAUAAAAGUAUUUGGUCACUUCAUCGAGCAAGACGAAAGGGUUCAACGGGCGAUGCAGAAGUGUCAGUUUUUGUUUUUGACAUAAAAAAUGGAGGAGAAUAUCAGCUCGAAAUUGCUAGAGCGGCGGUAAAGAGGCUAAAAACUCUGAAGCAUCCGAAUAUACUUUCAUAUCUUGAUAGUUUAGAGACGGAAAAAAUGGUUUAUCUGGCGACCGAAAGAGUGAAACCUUUGCACAGUCGUCUUGCGACAAUAUCAGAAAUUGGCGAAGGAUCGAAACGGGAACUCUACUUUUCCUGGGGAAUAUUUCAAAUAACGAGAGCUUUGAGCUUUUUAAAUAACGAUGGAAAUUUGCGACACAAUAAUGUCAAUAUGUGGUCGGUGUUUGUCAACGAAGAAAGCGGAGAGUGGAAACUCGGUGGCGUUGAAUAUAUGACAACAAUCGAUUCCCUUUACACAAUGUUGCCAGCAGCUUUACAACAUUAUCGUCCACCCGAAGCCAAAGAAAAUUCAAAAACCACCACCAAGUGUUCGAUUGACAUGUGGGGUCUGGGAACUUUAAUCUGGGAGACAUUUAAUGGACCACUUUCUUCCACAAUGAAUCUUGAACAGAAAGAAAAGAUUCCACGACAAUUGUUGCCAGUCUUCCAGGAAUUGACGGGACUGAAUGCGGAGGGAAGACCAAAUCCAGCGGAUGUGAUUGCUCGUUGUCGGAGUAAUGGGGGAUUUUUUAAAAAUGAUCUUGUCGAUGCUCUCUUAUUUUUGGAGGAAAUUCAAGUGAAGGAACGCGGUGAGAAGGGUCGAUUUUUUUCACAACUCGCGAGUCAAUUGGAUUCAUUUCCCGAUGGCGUUGGAAGAUAUAAAAUUCUUCCGCUACUGGUGGCUGCCUUUGAAUACGGCGACGCUGGCAGUGCCGUUCUACCGCCACUUCUUCAACUUGGUCGUGAAUUGCCCGAUGCUGAAUAUCAAAAACGUGUCGUUUCCUGUGUCGUUAAAUUAUUCGCCUCCAAUGAUCGUGCGACGAGGCUUCAUCUUCUUCGACAGCUCGAUCAGUAUAUCAAUCAUUUGCAGUCGGCGACUGUUAAUGAGGCAAUUUUUCCACAGGUCGCUCGAGGAUUUUUAGACACAAAUCCAACUGUUCGAGAGCAAACGGUAAAAUCGAUUCUUCACCUGGCGCCGAAAUUGGACUACAAUAAUCUCAAUGUCGAAGUUUUGAGAUAUUUCGCGAAACUUCAGUCAAAAGACGAUCAAGGCGGAAUUAGAACAAAUACGACAAUUUGUUUGGGGAAAAUUGCUCAGCAUUUGCAUCCACAAAUUCGACAAAAGGUGUUGAUAGGAGCGUUUAUAAGAGGAACGAGAGAUCCAUUCCCACCGGCAAGAAGCGCAAGUAUUUUGGCAUUAACGGCAACGCAACAAUAUUAUUUACUGCAGGAAGUGGCGCAAAGAAUAUUACCGGCCAUGUGUCCAUUGACAACUGAUUUGGACAAAGGAGUGAGGGACAAUGCUUUCAGGACAAUUCGAGGAUUUCUCUCGAAGCUCGAGAGAGUUUCUGUUGAUCCAAGUCUCCGAGAAUCAAUGGAGGCGGAUGUGAAUACGGCGACUCCGAGUUUGAGUAAUGCGGCAGCGACCUGGGCCGGAUGGGCCGUCACAGCAGUCACGGCAAAAUUCUAUCGCAGUCAAUCCGACACGCCAAAAUCUUCCAAUGCCUCUAGAAUUUUACUCAAUAAACCCGCGUCACUGGAGCAAGCGAGUAGUUCGCAGAGUAGUGCGAGUACAACAGCGACGACGAGCAGUGCGACGAGUAUGACGUCGUUGGACCACGAUCACGAGCACGACCCCCAGGUGAACGUGAAUCCGAAUCAGGAAAACGAUUGGGAUACCUGGGAGAAUGGAGACUGGGGCGAUCUGGAGCAACAGCCGUCGACGGGAACUUCGACGAGUAACGCUUCGCCCUCCUCUCAUUCGCUGAAAGUUCACGAACCCUGGAUCAGCCUCGAGGAAAAACCGGAGGAAGAAGCAGCAGAAGGAGGUCAAAAUACAAAAGAAUCAUUAGAAAUCGGUUGGGAGGAUGGAGAAUUUCAACCAUUAGAAGAAUUCCCCCCACUCGAACCUGUCGUUCUGGGACCAACAAAUCGUUUAGAGGAGACAAAGAAGAAACGCGAGGAACGAAAAUUGGCCCGACAUCGUGAAAUCGAAGCAAAACGAGCCGAGAGACUGAAAAAUAAUGCGUCUCAUCAAAAAAGUCUGAUUUAAUUCGAUAAAAAAAAAGAAAAUCAAGACUUUGAAAUUUUUUCAAAAAAUUAAACAGUUAAGUAAACGAAAUAAUUUAGCAAUUUAAAAAUAUCCGAGUAAUAUCUAAUAAUCAUUACAUGUGAAUAAGUUUUUAAACCGAAUAAUUCAAGUUCCAUUAUUUCCAAUAUUGAAUUAUUCGAUUGUAUAGAAAUUUUACUAAAUUGAUUAAUUCGAUGAUUAGUUUAAAAAAAAUGUAUAUUAAUGAAUGCUAAUUACUAUGGAAGUUAAUUAAUUGCCUGUACUUACAAUUAAUUAAUUGACUAUUACUAAUUUGAAGAAAAUUAUAAUUAUACGGAAAGUAAUUAUAAUUCAGAUUUAUAAUAAUGGCAAAAAGUGUUUAAUUUAACUUCAGUUUCUUUUGAAAAAAAAUCUUCCAAUAUUUCUAUCGUUUUUUUUUAUCAAGGACACAAGUGAUUUCAUUUUUGUAAAAUCCUUUUUAAAAUUUUAUUCUUGAAAAUAUACAUUUCUUGAAAUCGUU